Saprolegnia parasitica CBS 223.65 is the source of this 408-nucleotide messenger RNA. RefSeq lists its product as hypothetical. The transcript has a single exon. The record is from RefSeq and is a predicted model, not a curated record. Bases 14 to 334 code for a protein of 106 amino acids. Lineage: Eukaryota; Oomycota; Saprolegniomycetes; Saprolegniales; Saprolegniaceae.
UCCACACACACAAAUGGCUACCGUCAUGAGCAGCAUCUCGCACCGCUUCGGCCCGAGCGCCAAGAAGGACCGCAAGAGCCACCGCUUCGCGCCCUACUCGGCCAAGCGCCCGGCCCUCCCCGAGUACGAGUCGUACCUCGAGGCCAUGGACUCGGCCGAUGAGUUCUGCGCCGAGACCGACGUCGAGACGCCGUUCAGCGCAGUCGUUGAAGAUGACUUUGUCCGCCUCUCGAUCGAAGAAGAGCUCGAGAUGGACCCGUCCCUCGACAUGGAGUGGAGCUCCGAAGACCUCUCGAUCCUCCUCGCGCUCUUCGCCAAGGACAUGAAGGUCUAAGAGACGACGAGAAGCAACUUUUAGCGUAGGCCCCUUAAUUUAAAUCAAAGUUAUACUAGUUUCAAGGCUCACAC